Messenger RNA from Gracilinanus agilis (Agile Gracile Mouse Opossum), 930 nucleotides. Its product is annotated as olfactory receptor 13-like. The record is from RefSeq and is a predicted model, not a curated record. Bases 1 to 930 code for a protein of 309 amino acids. NCBI's taxonomy places the organism in Eukaryota, Metazoa, Chordata, Mammalia, Didelphimorphia, Didelphidae. Gene Ontology annotation, cellular component: membrane. The transcript has a single exon. Gene Ontology annotation, biological process: G protein-coupled receptor signaling pathway. Gene Ontology annotation, molecular function: olfactory receptor activity; G protein-coupled receptor activity.
AUGAACAAUCACACAGUGGUUACAGAAUUUAUCUUAAUGGGAUUUCCUGUUGGAUAUGACAUGCGAAUGUUUCUCCUUGGGCUUUUCUCUCUGCUGUAUGCCUUUACCCUAGUGGGCAAUGGAGUAAUCUUAGGACUCAUCUGUUGGGAGGCCCGACUUCACACCCCCAUGUACUUCUUCCUCUCACAUUUGGCCAUUGUUGACAUCUCCUAUGCCUGCAACACUGUGCCCCAGAUGCUAGCAAACCUGCUGGACCCAAGUAAGCCAAUUUCCUAUGCAGGAUGCAUAACACAGACUUUUCUCUUUUUGACUUUUGCCCUCACAGAAUGUCUUCUCUUGGUAGUGAUGUCUUAUGAUCGCUAUGUGGCCAUCUGCCACCCCCUCAGAUACUCUGUCAUCAUGAGCUGGAGGGUGUGUUUCAUUUUAUCAUUGAUGUCCUGGGCCCUUGGAUCUCUUCUGUCCCUGGCCCAUCUAAUUUUAUUACUGCCACUGCCUUUCUGUGGCCCCCAGAAAAUCAACCACUUCUUUUGUGAAAUCUUAGCAGUUCUCAAACUUGCCUGUGCUGACACUCAUAUCAAUGAGAUUUUGGUCUUGGUUGGGGCCACUUCUGUAUUGAUUGGACCCUUUUCUUCAAUUGUGAUCUCCUACAUGCGAAUAAUCUAUGCAAUCCUGCAUAUCCAGUCAAGAGAGGGCAGACAGAAAGCCUUUUCCACCUGUUCUUCCCAUCUCUGUGUAGUAGGACUCUUCUAUGGCACUGCUAUCAUCAUGUACAUUGGACCCAAGCAUGGGAACUCAAAGGGGCAGAAGAAAUAUCUCCUCCUAUUCCACAGCCUAUUUAAUCCCAUGUUGAACCCCCUUAUUUAUAGUCUGAGGAACAAUGAAGUAAAGGAAGCCCUGAAGAGAGUACUAGGGAAAGGGAGACCAUCCUAA